UGAGCUUUGAAUCCCGGGCGGUAGCCGCCAGAAAAGAUUGCGUCUGCUUGGGGCGACGCCUCAUGCCCUCAUGCUUUCCCUCUCUUGUGUGCUGUGACGGUCUCCGCAUUCUCUUCUCACCGGCCACCUCCCCGGUUGCUCAAGCAUGUACGACUCAUUGUUUGGUCCACACUUCUUCCAUCCCCGAACCAAACCGAUUGCGCUGAGCGAUUAGACUCUAGUUCUUUUUUUUCGGUGGAGAGCAUGGAGGAGGAGGAGGCAACUGACGGGCUCUGAUUGGAUGGCGCAGCAGAUUGGGGCAGUCGAGCUUGAGGGAUUUCGAGUCCCCCUGGAAGGGGUCAAAUGCGGCGGCCGCUCAAUGGUUUGUGUGGAGCUCUAGUGUCAGCCAGUGGCCUUGGCGCCUGCCUCAUCUAGGUUCCUUUGAUCCAAUCCUUGUUGCAAAUUGCUGUGUUCUUGGAUCAAUUUGACCUGAUAAGAUUUUGAGGAGAUGGAUGAGGAGGACUACUCGUGGGUGCGGCGCACCAGGUUCUCGCACUCCGUCGUCAGGUCCAGCUCCGGCAGGGAGCAGUAUGGUGCGUUCGUUGAUCAGUUCAGUCGCGGCACUGCACUGAAGCAAAAUGGGUUCGAUUCAGGGCGCAAACUUCCUCGUCAGAAUUUACAAACCAUGGAGAAAGGUGCCGCGAUCUCGGACUCGGCAAGGCCGUCGAUUCCGCGGGCGAGAUCGGCAGUUUCUCAGUCAGAACGGAACCUGAAGCAUACGUAUUCGGAUGAUCAACUGAACCAAGAGAGGAGAACUAGUGAUCGCUCAUUGCAAGAAGCAUCGGUGAAGCAGGAUCGGAAAGGGAACAGCCUCAGCUUGGACAUUCCCCAGCUGCAUGUGGUCCGGAAACCCAAGGAUGAGGGCUCAGACGCGCUGGAAUUCUCUUUCCACUCCGAGGAGCAGAGCUUGCAGCUGCAGAGAGUGUGCUCUAGCCCAGCUCCUUUCAUUUUGCAGGAUUCAACAGCGCCAAUUGAUGAUUCAAGAGUGCGAAGUGCAUCUGUUAAGAUCAUCGGAGAGCGGCAGGGGCAAGAGCCGAAGCCGAAGCCUAAGCGGAGAGCUAAAUCCCCUAUCCCCACGCGUGUCAUCUCCGACGUGUUCAAGGAGGCGAAGGCUGCCACCAAGAGGUUCUCCAGUCCGCAGCGGCAGAGGAAGUCCAGCUCUCCACGGUCACCGGAUGUCAGCCCCCCAUUCGGCUUCGCUUCGCUGAGAACACCGAGCAAACUGAAGAAUACUAGGAGGGCCUCCUCAUGGCCAACAAGGAACCUUGACAGUGGAUCGGCAAAGAUUGCUGCACUGGAGAUCCUUGAGAGAUGGACGGUCGACCGCUCGCAGUUGCUUAUCGGCUAUAGAUUUGCGUCUGGGGCGUAUAGUCGUUUGUUCCAUGGGAUCUACCAGGAGCGGCCUGUUGCUGUGAAGUUUAUCAGGCAGCCUAACGAGGGUGAGGAUGAAGAGUUGUCUGCUCGGCUUGAGAGGCAGUUCACUGCCGAAGUUACCCUUCUUGCAAGGCUCCAACAUCGUAAUGUGAUUAAGCUUGUUGGAGCCUGUAAUUGUCCACCGGCAUUUUGUGUCAUCACCGAGUUCCUCUCUGGGGGUUCCUUGAGGGCUUUCUUACGCAAGCUGGAGCGUAAAACUCUACCCUUGGAGAAGGUCAUUUCUAUUGCUCUGGAUAUCGCGCGUGGCCUAGAAUACAUUCACUUGCAAGGAGUUGUUCACCGUGAUGUGAAAUCCGAGAACAUUUUAUUUGAUGGAGAAUUCUGUGCAAAGAUCGUUGAUUUUGGAGUAGCUUGUGAAGAAGCAUACUGCAAUGUAUUAGAGGAUGACCCGGGUACUUAUAGAUGGAUGGCACCAGAGAUGUAUAAGCACAAGCCAUAUGGUCGGAAGGUUGAUGUUUAUAGCUUUGGACUUCUCUUGUGGGAAUUGGUCACCGGUUCAAUCCCUUAUGAAGAUAUGACUCCGCUCCAAGCAGCAUUUGCAGUUGUUAAUAAGAACUUGAGGCCGGUUAUUCCUUCGACCUGCCCGGUACCAUUACGACUUCUGAUCUCACAAUGUUGGUCCUGCCAACCUGAGAAGAGGCCUGAGUUUCGGCAGAUAGUCCAAAUCCUUGAAAAUCUUAAGAUAGUUCUUGACAGAGAUGGAACAUUUGACAAGAUCCCAAGCUCCAUCCGCCAGGCCCAGGAAUGCAACGAUCAGAACAAGAAGAAGCUUGCCAACUGGAUCCAGAAGCUCUCAUACAGUCAACCUGAUUUCUCCGGACCGCCACCACCAAAGUUAUUGUAAUUUUGUGUCUUGUUCUUUUCAAUAGUGAGUUAUCCGGUAGAUAGCAACUCUGUAAAUUGAAUUUUUCUUCUUUUUAUUUUUCUGUUGAGAGAUCAGAAGUUUCUUCGUGGUAUAUACUCGACAUACAGUACAGUCAUUUUUAGGGAACAAUUGAUUGGCUAGCUUAACA
Molecule: messenger RNA, 2486 nt
Organism: Phragmites australis (common reed)
Lineage: Eukaryota; Viridiplantae; Streptophyta; Magnoliopsida; Poales; Poaceae
Exons: 4
Coding region: 488-2317 (609 amino acids)
Biological process (GO): protein phosphorylation
Molecular function (GO): ATP binding; protein kinase activity
Source: RefSeq, a predicted model, not a curated record